CAAGAGUCGCGAGCGGCGGCGGGCUCUGCUGCGUCGGCUUCGUUCCGAGCGCAGGCAGCCCGAGCAAGCGACGUAUUGAAGUUCGAGCCCAGCACUUUCUGGCAACGCUGACUCCAGUUGCAAAAUUUUUCUUUUGCAGCGGAGUUCCCAUAAAUGGAACCCUCUUCUUGUGACACUUUUGUGGCAUUACCUCCAGCAACAGUUGGGAAUAGGGUUAUUUUUGGAAAAAAUUCAGACAGGCUCUUUGAUGAAGUACAAGAAGUAAUUUAUUUUCCAGCUGCAGUUCAUAAUGAUUUGAAAAAAGGUCUCAAGUGUACUUAUAUAGAAGUUGAUCAAGUUCCAGAAACAUACGCUGUUGUCCUUAGUCGUCCGGCUUGGCUGUGGGGGGCAGAAAUGGGUGCCAAUGAGCAUGGAGUCUGCAUUGGAAACGAGGCUGUGUGGGGAAGGGAAGAUAUUUCUAAGGAGGAAGCACUUUUGGGCAUGGACCUCGUCAGGCUUGGCCUUGAAAGAGCUGACACAGCUGAGAAAGCUCUGGAUGUCAUUGUUGACUUAUUAGAAAAAUAUGGCCAAGGUGGAAACUGUGCAGAAGGUGAAGAAUUGAGCUAUUACAACAGUUUCCUGAUAGCUGAUAGGAAUGAAGCCUGGAUUCUGGAGACUUCAGGGAAGUACUGGGCAGCAGAAAAGGUCCAAGGAGUUCGUAAUAUUUCCAAUCAGUUUUCCAUAACAACCAAGAUUGACAAGGAACAUCCAGACAUGAGAAACUAUGCUAAGCAGAGGGGCUGGUGGGACGGCACAGAGGAGUUUGACUUUACUGCGGCCUAUUCUUAUAUCAACACGGCUGCCAUGAUGACAUCACCAAGCAGAUACUGUCAGGGCUACAGGCUUCUGGAUAAACACAAAGGAAACAUAACUUUUGAAACAAUGAUGGAAAUUCUUCGAGACAGACCCAGUGGCAUUAACAUGAAGGGAGAAUUCCUGACCACAGCAAGCAUGGUUUCUGUCUUACCUCAAGAUCCCAGCCUUCCUUGCAUUCACCUCUUUACGGGGACUCCGCACCCUGAGAGGUCAGUUUUUAAGCCUUUCAUAUUUGUGCCACAUAUUUCACCACUGUUGGAUACGAAAUCACCAACAUUUGAACUUAAAAGGCCAAAGGCAAAGAAGCCAUAUGUCAAGCCUGACAGAAGACACCUGCUCUACCAAAACCAUCAACAGGCCUUGGAAAUGAUAAGUAACAAUAAGGAAAAAGGCAAGACAAUAUUGGACAACAUGAGGAAGCUGGAAAGAGCAGUGUCUGAAGAGAUUGAAUCAAUCCUCCAGAACAGACAUCUUGACGUAGAGAAAACUGUUAAUCUCUUUCCUCAAUAUGUAAAAGAUGAAAUUAAAAUUUAUCAGUCAAAUAUUAGUUCUUAAUGAUCA
This is a messenger RNA of Apodemus sylvaticus (European woodmouse), 1416 nucleotides long. RefSeq names its product secernin 3 (gene Scrn3). NCBI's taxonomy places the organism in Eukaryota, Metazoa, Chordata, Mammalia, Rodentia, Muridae. Gene Ontology annotation, molecular function: cysteine-type exopeptidase activity; dipeptidase activity. Gene Ontology annotation, biological process: proteolysis. The transcript has 8 exons. The record is from RefSeq and is a predicted model, not a curated record. The coding region runs from base 154 to 1410 and encodes 418 amino acids.